AAAGGUGUUCGACUUUAAUUUUUUUUCCGCCCUCUCGGCGCUAGAUAAUGACAGUAUAAGUCAUGUUUAAAUUUACUUUUUUCAGCAAAAGUUUUACUUUGUCGCCUUCAAACUCACAGACUAUAAUUUAAAAAUCUAUUUCCGUUGUUUAAAAUUGAAUUUUGCAUAAUAAAUAAAGUGAAAAUUAUACAUUAAACGCCUUACGAAAUUACAUUUAAUAUUUUUCUGAAAAUUAUUCACUAAAUUAUAGUCUCUUUUCGCGUGAACAAAACUCUCCGAGGAAAGAAAUAUUAAUCUAAAAUAAACUUCUCGGAAAUAGUAUAUUUAUGGAACCUAUAGAGAAAAAAAAAUACGGGGGUUGAUCGUAAAAAUAGAUGAUACUGUAUUUGAAAUAAACGACAUGUACCAGAAGUUCACAAAUGUACUAUCCAUAGUUCUAAGAUGCAGUGGAUAUUGGCCAAUGAUUUCAUCAACCAAAACAAUUUUUAAAAUAUUAAAUUAUCUAUUACGUAUCUUUAAUUUAACUGUAUUUUUGUUUUUGACGUCGAUUAUAAUCGGUGACGCAAUUUCUAAUUUUGAUGACUUAUCGCUCAUCACAGAUAACUUAUGUUUUUUAAUCGGCUGCUUUGAAGUUGCAUCGAAGGCAUUCAAGUUCACUACUGAAUACAAAAAUAUUAUGCUAUUGAUCAAAGAUAUUUAUGAACCAUUUGAUAUGCUCAGAACUAUGGAUAAUCUAGAAGUGAUGACACAAAUUAACAGCUUAGCCCGAUUUGAAAUCAAACAAGCUUCUAUAUUGAUUGGUCUCGUUACUUUGUUAGUAAUAGCUCGUAUUUUUGGCGCUGACCGAACAACCAAACAAUUUCCAGUCCGUGCUUAUUUUCCAUUUGACUCAUCUACAUCCCCCCGUUAUCAAUUACUGUACCUUGCAGUAUCCUACGGUGUUAUUUUUAUAGACUUUUCUUUGUUUGCAUUCGACAUGGUAAUCGUUGUGAUAAUGAGGUACUUAACCUUCCAUUUGAAAAUAUUGUUAGCUAAUUACAGACACUGCCACGUUAAACCAAUCGAAACUAUCGAUGGCAAUUUAUCGUCCGACCUAAAAGUGAUUGGAAAAUAUGACGCAAUAACGCAUGCAAAUAAUGAAGACGAUGAUGAUCAAAAAGAAGAUAUUGAAAACUUUGUAUUUUUUAAACUUAACAAUGAAGAUGUAAAUAAAAUAAAUAGUUUCGAUUGGAGAUUGAAGCAAUGCAUCAUGCAUCAUCAGAAAAUAGUAAAGAUGACGACAAUUCUUAACGACUGCUUCAGUUUUUGUGUUGUUAUUCAAAUUAUGGCUAGUACUAUAUUAAUAUGUCUGAACGGAUUUCAAAUUUUGUUAGCUAACAAUGAUACUCAUUUAUUUUUAAGACGAAUUAUGGCUAUAUUUAUAGUUUUACUGCAACUAUUUUUCUGGUGCUGGUAUGGAAACAAUAUGAGCACCGUAGCAGAUGCACUCACUUACAAUCAAUGGAUGUGCGGUUGGGAAAAUGAAUUCAAACGAGGUGUGAGCAAUUCCGUAACUACAUCUAUGAUUCUAUCACUGCGAUCACUAGAACUACGAGCUAUGGGCCUGGUUCCUUUAUCGCUGCAAACAUUUGUUUCGGCUAUGAAAACGUCAUACUCGGUGUUAAUACUUUUACUCACUGUAGUUGAAAACUGAUUGAACUCAAGCAAUAAUUGCCCGCAUGGAAAAGUAUAUAUGCUCAAAACAUAUCCGAACAUAUAUGUUGACAUUUAUUUUUUUUGCACAAAAUAUAUUGUAACUUCUAUAGCCCCAUAUAAAUGUUAUAUAGGUAUGUCACUUAGAUGCCACAAAGAUGCUGCAUGUAUUUUUUUGCUAACAUAUUAUACUAUACAUGUCACAUAGAUGUCGCAUACAUUUUUCGCAUAAAUAUAUUUCCAUUCAGGUGUAGUUUUAAAUUACUAAUAGCUUGUAGGAUGAAGAAAUAAUAUUUAUAACAGAAGCAAUAUACGCUUAUU
Molecule: messenger RNA, 2013 nt
Organism: Cotesia glomerata
Lineage: Eukaryota; Metazoa; Arthropoda; Insecta; Hymenoptera; Braconidae
Product: putative odorant receptor 92a
Exons: 6
Coding region: 401-1693 (430 amino acids)
Biological process (GO): sensory perception of smell; detection of chemical stimulus involved in sensory perception of smell
Cellular component (GO): plasma membrane
Molecular function (GO): olfactory receptor activity; odorant binding
Source: RefSeq, a predicted model, not a curated record